AACACUUUCUUUUUCCUAAAAAAAUAACACUGAGGCGAGGCGCACACACACAGAGAGAGAGAGAGACACUGACUGACGUUGAGUACAGAAGUGAGGUGAAGAGAGUGGAGUUCAUUUAUCCCCUUGAAAGAGAGCGCGUGUGUCUGCGUGAAUGCUGAGUUCUUUUGGUUCCUGUGCAGUAUUGCACCCCGUUUUAUUUUCAUUGACCUGUGAAGACGUGUGGGGUUUAUCCCUCCUCUCUGUGUGUGUGUCCUUUUGUGCUUGGUUAAUAACUUACAUAACUUUUGAUGAAGUUUGGAUCAUGAGACUUUGUUCAAGUGAACAAAGCACUUAUCUUCCACUAAGGAUAGCAACAUUCUGGAUUCAUACCUGGGGAGAGAGGAAAAGGGAAGUGAUGGGAUUGAGAAACCUGGGGCCAUUUGGGACUUUUAUUAAAGAAGCAUGGGAAAAAACAUUCUCUAUUGCUAAGGUCUUCUGUUGUCUACAUAUUACCAACACCUAUCUGAUCACCCCUGUUCAGACCUAUGGUCCUAGCAUGCUUCCUACAAUAGAUUUGACAGCAAACGUGUUUUUCGCGGAAAGUAUCUCAACUCGAUCUGGUAAAGUCACUCGUGGAGAUAUUAUAGUCUUGCGCUCACCUCAAAACCCUAGAAAGUUUAUCACCAAACGCGUGGUUGGAAUGGAGGGUGAUAGCAUUACAUACAUUUCUAGUACCGAGAACAGUGAUAAGCAUGAGACAGUUUUGAUUCCAAAGGGUCACAUUUGGGUACAAGGAGAUAACAUGUAUAAUACCAUAGAUUCAAGAAAUUUUGGACCUGUUCCCUAUGGCCUUAUUCAGAGCAGGAUAUUCUGGAGGGUAUGGCCACUUACAAAAUUUGGACCUUUCUGGAAAAAAUGAUCUGAAGCUUUCAACCAUGAAGUUACGAUCUUGUGCAACAUAACCAACUUUAUGUUUAAUUUUGAAAGGCAAAACGCUAUCCAUUUGGACUCUGUCCAACCUUUCUUUGCGAUUUGGAGUUCACUUCCCAGACUUGUGCAUUUUAAUCACCUUCAAAGUGUUACAUUCUUUUCUAUUACUUAUAGGAACAGUUUACCUUUUAGGGAUUAAUUAUUCUUCUAUUGUUCUUAAAAAAUGAAGUCACAAGACAUGGUAGUGGAUGAUCACUAUUAUCUACUCCGAUUGGUUUGGAAUAAUCUGCAUAGCUAC
Gastrolobium bilobum is the source of this 1207-nucleotide messenger RNA. RefSeq names its product mitochondrial ATP-independent inner membrane protease subunit 1b-like. Bases 152 to 898 code for a protein of 248 amino acids. Gene Ontology annotation, molecular function: serine-type endopeptidase activity. Lineage: Eukaryota; Viridiplantae; Streptophyta; Magnoliopsida; Fabales; Fabaceae. Gene Ontology annotation, cellular component: membrane; mitochondrial inner membrane peptidase complex. The transcript has 6 exons. The record is from RefSeq and is a predicted model, not a curated record.